GUACGCUUUUCCAAGUGAUAGAGGAGGGUUGUAUGGUGAGCAACAUCUCCCGAUCUUUGAUGUACCGCGGCUCUAAUGGGAUAUGAAAUUCACUGGCAAAUGUCGAAGGCGAGACACAGCACAUGACUUUGUGCCUCACGCAAGCCGUGAUUGAUCCUACAUUCCUCUUUGCUUUUUUUCUUUCAGUAAGCAUCACUCUGCCUUCGUUGUCGUGGUCAACGUUUCCUAUAUCCACACCAACUGUCCGUACACAUACUCCGACUUGGCUCAAUCCCAGGCCAAAUGAGCGCCAGUCUUGGCAUGGCCGACUAGUAUGCGGGGUAAGCCACACUAACUCAAUUUCUCUUCAGCUCAGGCCAUUUCCCACGGUUUGUCUGCAGAUUGCCUGCAUCGCAUCCCUUCCAGAUGGAUCCCCUGUCGAUAUCAUCCGGGGUGGCAGGGCUGAUUGGUUUAGCUCUGCAGGUAGCCCCAGUCCUCCAAUCUUACGUCUCGAACUUCAGGUCAGCACGCGAGGAUGUCCAAGCUUAUCUCGACGAAGUGGGGGCCCUGUCCCAGGUCUUGGAUCGGAUGUACACAUUCCUCGAUUCGUCCUGCAUGACAAGCGACCAAUUUCAGACGACUGAAGCUGUGCUUCUGCAAACAAUCAAAUCAUGCGAAAAGUCUCUGCUAGAGCUGAUUCGCAUGCUCCGAAAGCCGGUCGGUUUGACAAAGAAACUGCUAUGGCACCUCGAGAAGGAAAAGGUUGAAAGCAUCAUUGCGCGGGUCCGGCAAUGCAACCAGCUGUUCAAUUUCUCAUUGACCGUCGAAGGGUGGGUUCUUCUCUCGCAGACGCCCGCAGAGGUAACCACGAUCCUGCAGCUUCAAAUGCAGAUGUCGGAGAAGAUGCACAAAAUGGUUGAAGCAGCGUCGUUAUCGGUAGAAUCAGCCAAGCUGUACCAGGACAAGACAAAGGAAUUGGUGUCGUUGUUGGAGAAUGUGUCUAUAUUCGCGAAAGCAGUCGGGCAACUGUCGGAGAUCCAAGAGCGUGUGGAGGAAAUCAGUCGCGGCAUAACAGCUUCGGUGAUUAUCGUGAGCGUUCUCGAUCUUGGUCUGCUGCUAAGAAUCAGCUAAAUUGAGAAAGAGAGAACACGGAUGAUUGCAGCAUAUCUCAGUGUACCGUCGCUUCAGCCUACUCGCAAGGCUACCCAGGGCUAUAUCAUUGACGGCGCUAAUACGAGCGGCAGAUCGAGAUCCUCGAAUGGCUCGCGCGCGACCAAGG
This is a messenger RNA of Aspergillus brunneoviolaceus CBS 621.78, 1258 nucleotides long. RefSeq lists its product as uncharacterized. NCBI's taxonomy places the organism in Eukaryota, Fungi, Ascomycota, Eurotiomycetes, Eurotiales, Aspergillaceae. The record is from RefSeq and is a predicted model, not a curated record. The transcript is spliced from 4 exons. Bases 406 to 1110 code for a protein of 234 amino acids.